Molecule: messenger RNA, 836 nt
Organism: Varanus komodoensis (Komodo dragon)
Lineage: Eukaryota; Metazoa; Chordata; Lepidosauria; Squamata; Varanidae
Gene: CHCHD2
Product: coiled-coil-helix-coiled-coil-helix domain containing 2
Exons: 4
Coding region: 86-541 (151 amino acids)
Biological process (GO): positive regulation of transcription by RNA polymerase II; mitochondrion organization
Cellular component (GO): mitochondrion; nucleus
Molecular function (GO): sequence-specific DNA binding
Source: RefSeq, a predicted model, not a curated record
CUGCCCGACCGGAAGCGGGGAGAACCGCGCCGGCAACGAAGCAGGAAGGCGGUUGCGCGAGCAGUAGCUUCGAGAAACCGUCGCCAUGCCGAGGGGGAGCCGCAGCCGGACGUCCCGCAUGGCGCCGCCCGCCAGCCGUGCGCCACCUAUGAGGUCUGCACCACCACCAGCUGCACACGCCCCGGUUCCAGCCCCCGCUCCGGCUUCCGCAGUGGCUUCUCCUGCCCCUAGGCAGCCUGGCCUUAUGGCCCAGAUGGCCACCACGGCUGCGGGUGUGGCUGUGGGCUCUGCUGUGGGGCAUACUCUGGGGCAUGCCAUGACCGGAGGAUUUGGGGGAGGAAGUUCUGAAGCCGCCAGGCCUGACAUCACUUACCAGGAGCCCCAGGCAGCCCAACCUGCAAUGCAGCAGUCGCAAUACACACCUUGCCAGUAUGAAAUGAAGCAAUUCCUGGAGUGCGCCCAGAAUCAGACCGACCUGAAGCUGUGCGAGGGGUUCAGCGAGGUGCUGAAGCAGUGCCGCUUUGCCAAUGGUUUAGCUUAACUGUGCUGUGCUGGAUGGAGUCCAUUCCAUGACUGAAAGAAGCGUCCGUAUAAACUUCUCUUGAAUGUCUCAAAGCUGUCUAGCAUUUCUUUUAUGGCCACUCAUCUACUCAACAAGAAAACACGGCAAGCUUCCCACAGCAGGAAGGAUUGUGGUGACAGAAUUCUGUCUCUGGUGGUUGGGAAAAUGGGCCUGGAAUUUGGGGGUUGCCUUGCCUCGCCACCUGUGUCCCUGCUUGUGUGCCUCUUGGUAGUGUACCAGCCUCAGAAUAAAAAGUUGAUUUGAUGUCUGGAAA